This is a messenger RNA of Metschnikowia bicuspidata var. bicuspidata NRRL YB-4993, 489 nucleotides long. RefSeq lists its product as uncharacterized. The record is from RefSeq and is a predicted model, not a curated record. The coding region runs from base 104 to 385 and encodes 93 amino acids. Lineage: Eukaryota; Fungi; Ascomycota; Pichiomycetes; Serinales; Metschnikowiaceae. The transcript has a single exon.
UACAGCGCACAUUUCCCGUGAUAUCUAGAUACGCUUGUCAACGCGCUUUCCGUGAUAUCUAGAUACGCCUGUCCAUGUGAAAUUACUCGGUUUUCCAUGCCCUAUGUUGACUUUACCCAACGCAUGGUAUGGACCCAUCAGUCAGCCCACACCAAGCGGCCCCCAAUCUUUGCCACGAUUCCGUUUGCAACCAGCCGCCGACGCCCUCCAGCACCGAAUGCCACCAGAAAACAAACCAAAAACAAACCAAAAACAAACCAGAAAACAAACCAAAAACAAACCAAAAACAACAAAAGCAACAAAAGCAACAAAAGCAACAAAAACAACAAAAACAACAAGACCAACAAAACCAAAGGAAACAAUAUAUGCAAGGCCCCGGCACUAGAAACCCACGUGCCCUGGUUCCCCAGCCCGGGUUCGCCAGGGCCACUGGCCCCACGGCGCGGCCCUAAAUUACCUCUGGCGCCGCGGUAUUUCCAGGGCCGCGCA